AUUUUUUACCCGUCAAAAAAGAGCCAGGGGGCUGGGUUUUUAAUCGUUUUCAUGACCUUCCACUUUCUCAUCUCUGAUGCCUUUUCAGAGGUAUAGAGAUGCCACGUUCCUGUUACACAAGUUUCCUGUUCCAGAAGCUAAGCUUUCAAAGAUGACGUGUCCUUAUUGCAAAAGGUCAGCGACGAGGCCAAGAAGGCCUCUAUGACGGGGCUCCAUCAUUUCAUCGGGUGGGCUCCCCGAGCAGAUGUGGUCCACCUGAAACAGACCUACUACUCUCCUCAGCUCGGCCCCAACGCAAACACCCCCUAGGCACUCGCGCUCCAACUCAUCACCCCGCGCCUGACGGGAAGGGGCGGGACGAUUAGAAAGGAGUGACGGGUCCCCGCCCAACGAGCUACAGGAGGCCGUAGGAGGGCGCCCCGGGACGUGACUGAGAAGCACCAAUCAGGAGGGAGGGCGGGGCGCGAGCUGGAGGGCAGAGGCGUUUGCCAGCCGUGUCACUAUCGACGCCGCCUGGGCUGGAACCCAGCCGCCACCUGCGUCGCUCCGCCGCCAGCGAGAGAAGGGGCUGCUCGAGGAGGAGCGCGGAAGGCACCGAGGCUGGCUCGAGCUGCGGCAGGGGAGCGGGGCGAGGGUACCAAAGCUGCGGCACGCUUCCUCUCGACCCGCUGUCCUGAAUGGCGAGAGCGCGGAGCACCGAGAGCCGGGUCUCCUAGCGGCCGGGGAGCUGCCGCUGAAGAGGAGAAUGGGCCGCGCCGGGGUGGCGUGGGGCCGCUGAGUACUGCUGCGGCUCCGUUGCCUUCGGACUCGGGACGGCCCCGGCCCCAGCCCCCACCUCCCGCCGGGCCAGGGAUGAGUUAGCCCGGGGGACUGCGGGGGCUUGGCUGCUGCUACGAGCGGGGACUAGGGCGGGCUAGCGCGCCUGCCGAAGCCAAGGCUCCACGCUGCCGGACGCCGCUAGCUAGCCCGCUCCCUCCUCCCCGACCCGCGGCCCCGGAGACCAUGAGGUUCCGCAUCUACAAGCGGAAGGUGCUGAUUCUGACGCUGGUGGUGGCCGCCUGCGGCUUCGUCUUCUGGAACAGCAACGGGCGGCAGCGGAAGAAUGAGGCCUUCGGGCUCGGCGCCCGCCCCGGCGCGGGCUGCAGGCCCCGCGAGCUCCGCAGGUUCCCCAACGGCACGGCCGCCCCGCCGCCCGAGGUGGACAACAUGACGCUGGUGUACCGGUCGCUGGUGUACCAGGUGAACUUCGACCAGACGCUGAGGAACGCGGCGGGGGGGGCGGGGGCCGGAGGCGGCGGCGGCGCUGCCGGGGGCCCCGCGCCGCUGGAGCCGGAGCUCGUGCUGGUGGUCCAGGUGCACAACCGGCCCGACUACCUCAAGCUGCUGCUGGACUCGCUCCGCAGGGUCCAGGGCAUCGGCAACCUCUUAGUCAUCUUUAGCCACGAUUUUUGGUCGGCCGAGAUCAAUCAGCUGAUCGCCGGGGUGGAUUUCUGCCCCGUGCUGCAGGUCUUCUUCCCCUUCAGCAUCCAGCUGUACCCCAACGAGUUCCCCGGCAACGACCCCAAAGAUUGUCCCCGAGACCUGCAGAAGAAAGCGGCUUUGAAAAUGGGCUGCAUCAAUGCGGAAUAUCCGGACUCCUUCGGCCAUUACCGAGAGGCCAAGUUUUCUCAAACCAAGCAUCACUGGUGGUGGAAGCUGCAUUUUGUUUGGGAGAGGGUCAAGAUUCUCCGGGACUAUGCCGGUCUCAUGGUUUUUCUGGAGGAGGAUCAUUACCUAGCCCCAGACUUUUUUCACGUGCUCAAAAAAAUGUGGAAAUUGAAACCUCAGGAGUGCCCCGAGUGUGACGUGCUCUCCCUGGGCUCCUAUUCUGUCAGUCGCAGUUUCUUCGGCAAAGCGGACAAGGUAGAAGUGAAAACUUGGAAAUCCACAGAGCACAAUAUGGGCCUAGUGUUGACUCGAGAUACAUAUCAUAAACUGAUGGAGUGCACAGACACUUUCUGUACCUACGAUGAUUAUAACUGGGACUGGACUCUUCAGUAUUUGACUACAACUUGUCUUAAAAAUUUCUGGAAAGUCAUGGUUCCUGAAGUUCCUAGGAUUUAUCAUGCUGGAGACUGUGGUAUGCACCACAAGGAACCCUGUAGACCAUCCACCCAGAGUGCCCAAAUUGAAUUGCUCUUAAACAAAAACAAACAGUAUCUGUUUCCUAAGACUCUAAGUAUCAUUAAAAAGUACACUAUGGCUCCUCUCCUUCCACAUGGGAAAAAUGGAGGGUGGGGAGAUAUUAGGGACCACGAACUCUGUAAAAGUUAUAGAAGACUGCAGUGAAAACUGCACAAAUAAAAAUGAGUUUUUAAAAUUUGGAUCGUAUUGUUCUGAAGGACACAAAACUGUGUAAAGCUGAUUUAGGAAUUGGUUUCUGCUUUAAUACAAAUAAACAUUCUUGUCAAAAGUGUUAAAAAGAAUAGUAAUCUUUUUUAAAAUUCCAACUGCAAAAGGUAACAUCAGUUGAAAAUUGGAAGGGCUGAGGAAUACAGAAAACAUUAAAAUUCAUCUAUUACAAAUUUAUCUGGAUCUUUAUAUACUUUUGCACUUUGAAAACAUCUUUUAAAACUGAAAUUCAUUUUUUAAAUUAUAAGAAAACAGCAAAAUUAUUGCUGGGUACUGGUUUUAUAAUCCAGAUAUUAAAUACCUUCUCAAAGAACAGUUAUUUUCAGAAUGGCAGAUAUCUAUACCUAAGGUUAUGUGAAGACCUGCCUGCACAGAACGACCUGUCUUUUGGUAUGUAUUUGAUACGGAAAGCUUAAAUAUUUCUACUUUAGUGUAGAAAUACCUGGGUUUUGUUAUCUUUCUUUUAUGUCAAAAUAAAAAUCUACAUUUUUGCA
Molecule: messenger RNA, 2885 nt
Organism: Phascolarctos cinereus (koala)
Lineage: Eukaryota; Metazoa; Chordata; Mammalia; Diprotodontia; Phascolarctidae
Gene: MGAT2
Product: alpha-1,6-mannosyl-glycoprotein 2-beta-N-acetylglucosaminyltransferase
Biological process (GO): oligosaccharide biosynthetic process; protein N-linked glycosylation
Cellular component (GO): Golgi membrane; Golgi stack
Molecular function (GO): alpha-1,6-mannosylglycoprotein 2-beta-N-acetylglucosaminyltransferase activity
Source: RefSeq, a predicted model, not a curated record